AUUCUCUUAUUAAAAUCAGAUUUUUAAACCUAACCUUAUGUCUAACCUUAAAUGAACACAAAAAAUAUCAUGUUUGUUUUCAUAUAUUUUUACGAUGGCCAAUGAUGACAUUGUGGGUGUGAUAACUAAUGACAAGCCAACUAGUCAGCCAUGUUAUUUUAUACUUAAACGACAGUGGUCAGCCACCUCGGUAGCUUGCUAGCUGAAACAUUGAAGCUCUAGACUCGUUCAUGUAUAUUAUCCACUGUGACAUACUUCUGUCGUCUAGCUAGUUAUCCCAUUUAAUUUCAUAUUUACGUUGUUGUAAUUAGUCAGCUAACGUAGCUAGCUGGCUGGUUAAGUUAGCACUAGCCUAGCUAGCUAACUGUUAGCUAACACCCCCGACCAUGAGUUCACUAGGCUACUCUCCUCCUGCUAAAGAAGAGGUCUACUGGACGGAGAAAGAGGGUCUGUGGCUGAACGUUGUCGUGAAAGAAGAGGAGGAAGAGGAGGAUGUCACAGUAACAAAAGAAGAUGAAGAUGUUGCAGUGAAAGAGGAAGAGGACGAGAAAGAGGAGGAUACAGAUUUUGGAGAGGAGGGAGAGAUAACUGGUAUAUUGGAAGAAGAAGAAGAAGAAGAGGAGGAGGAGGAGGAUCUGAUUAACACCAGGUCUUGACCUGACUGCAGGUUCGGCGUCGUAACCGACUUCAUUGGACAAAUGGUCACCUUCGAUGGCCACUGGCCUGCUGGAGAGGUGUGCUCUUCACGUGGACAAAUGGUCACCUUCAAUGGCCACUGGCCUGCUGGAGAGGUGUGCUCUUCACGUGGACAAAUGGUCACCUUCAAUGGCCACUGGCCUGCUGGAGAGGUGUGCUCCUCACGUGGACAAAUGGUCACCUUCGAUGUCCACUGGCCUGCUGGAGAGGUGUGCUCCUCACCAGGGAUGCGUACCAGUAUGGCGUUGGGUGGGCCAGUGGUUUGCUGAUGUCACGUUGUUAACAGAGUUUCCCAUGGUGGCAGUGGGGUUAUGGUAUGGGCAGGCAUAACCUACGGA
Salvelinus namaycush (lake trout) is the source of this 1034-nucleotide messenger RNA. Its product is annotated as histone H3.v1-like. The record is from RefSeq and is a predicted model, not a curated record. Lineage: Eukaryota; Metazoa; Chordata; Actinopteri; Salmoniformes; Salmonidae. The transcript has 2 exons. The coding region runs from base 387 to 656 and encodes 89 amino acids.